AGUUGUAAACAAACAGUGGCGGGCGUCGCCUUGUUAUCGAGACAACACCACCACCGCUGCAGCUCUCAACACACUCUCAACACACUCCAGCAGCACUCAACACACACUCAACACACUACAGCAGCACUCAACACACUCCAGCAGCACUCAACACACUCUCAACACACUCCAGCAGCACUCACUGCCUCGUUACUGAUGCAGUGUUAAAAGUUCACAGGUGUUGGCCAGGAGAAGAUGGGCUGUUGUGGUGACAGUGGGGGACCCUCCAAGGAGGAGGAGCGCCGACCUACAGAUGUCUUGUGGCUUAUCAUUUUCUUCCUCUUUCUAGUACUUAUGAUAUUUGUUGCCGCCUUUGCUCUUGUUUUUGGGAACCCUCUUCGAUUAGUGAACGGAUAUGACAGUUUUGGGAACGUGUGCGGAAGUGACAACGCAGACAUAAAAGAUCACAAUGACAGCUUGCUAAUAUUCUCCGGCUACGAUGUCAGUGACUACAAGUAUGUUAUGUUUUUUGAUGUGAGGGAUUUAAGUGUAUCCCUGAAAGUGUGUGUUAAACAGUGCCCUGAUAGGACACUCCAUACACUCCAAGAUAUUCAUGACUUCUACAACCGUACUGGCUCAAAACUUUGCAGAUAUGACUACGAGAAAUAUGAUCAAGAUGUUAGCUGGGUUAAAUCUUCUAAUGACCUGUCCCUGAAUGCCAGCUUGCUGUUAGCCGAGUGUCCCGCUUUGCCAGUUUUUCAAAGCAAUCCUGUACUCAAUCGGUGUGUGCCAUUAAAAGGUGAAGGACCUACAGGAAUUCUGUAUAACCUUUAUGGUUACCUCAAUACAAUGGAUAUUUUGGAGCAAGUGUUAGCGGACUUGUAUGCUUCCUGGCACCUGAUCCUCAUCUUUAUAUUCAUCACUUUAGGUUUGUCAUGUGCAGUGAUGCUGUGUUUACAUUUUGUAGCUGGGGUUGUGUCAUACGCUGUCAUGAUAGCUGUUUCAGUUGCCUCAGUUGUGGCAACAAUACUGUUAUGGUGGAGCUAUGCUACUGUUCGCCUGCAGCUUGAUAAUUCUCCAUUUGACCAGAUUCUUGAUGAAACCGUCCGCAAUGAACGAGCCUUGCUGGUGUAUGCCAUCUUAUCUACCAUCAUUACUGUCGCACUCAUUGCUCUGGUGGUUUAUGUGUGGCCGCAUAUCUCUAUGGUGGCAGAGUUGUUUAAGCAUGCUGGUGGAUGUCUCACUCGUCAUCCAACACUCCUGCUACAACCAGUCAUCACCUACUUUGUUUUACUGGCAUUCUUUUUGUUGUGGGUGUGGGUGAUGGUGUCCCUUGCCACAGCCAAACACCUGGGUAGUGGCAGUUUACAUUCAACCCAGCUUGAGGCUAUCAACAAUCAUUCUGCUGAGAGUUUAAUGGGAACCUCCACAAACCUCUCCACUGCACUGCCUAAGAGCACCCCACAAAGAGUGUUGGAAUAUAGGAAUCCUACUUGGGUGCGGUCCCUGUGGUGGGUGUGGGUAAUUGGACUGGUGUGGGUGGCUGAAUUUAUCCUAGGAUGCCAACAGAUGAUUAUUGCAUCAGCUGUGUCCACUUGGUAUUUCUCAAGACAGGAGGGCCGCGGAAAAGUACGGCACCCGGUGUGGUGGUCGUGGCGAACACUGCUGUUGUACCAUUUAGGCACUGUUGCAAAAGGGUCAUUGCUCAUCACCAUCUGCAAGCUGCCAAGGCUCAUCAUACAAUGGGUCACCAAAAAGUGCAAAGACCCUGAACACAGCUGCGCACAAUGUUGCCUUCGCGCAUGUUGCUGCUGCUUAUGGUGCUUUGAACACUUCCUCAAGUACAUGAACCACAACGCUUAUACCGUGACUGCCACCAGAGGCACUGCAUUUUGUACCUCGGCCAAGAUUGCAUGGCGUGUAGUCCUCACCAACAUGCUACAGGUGGCCACUGUCAACAGUGUUGGGGACUUGAUGUUAUUCCUGGCCAAAGUAGCUGUUACUGGGACGGUGUGUUGCAUAGCCCUCCCAGUGCUCCAUGCUGACCCCACUCUUCAUCUCUACGCAGUACCGCUCAUCGUCACAGCUGUGUUUGCAUUCUUCAUUACGCAUUGUGUCUUUUCUGUCUAUGAGAUGGCAGUUGAUACUCUGUUCCUUUGUUUCUCUGAUGAUUACAACACAUAUGACACCACUGAUGGCCGAGACUUAGUAGCAGACAAAGAACUGUAUGAAUUUAUGGUAAAGCACGAGGACAUCGACAGGAAAAAUUCUCGGAAAUCUCGACGCAGAGACCCUCCCGAGACUAUCAGGUUUAAGGAAGGAACUGUGUAAGCAUGUAUUACUUGCAUGGCAAUUUAUUGUCAUACCAUAUAUUGUUAUACCUGAUAAUGUAUGAAAUACAGUACUUUCCAUUUAUAUUAGUUAAUGUCCAGGUGGAUCAUCUGGAAGGGAAAUUACUAAACAUGCUUGUUGGUGACUAAAUAAUACAGUUAUGAACUGUGUAUGAACAAACAUUACACCAAAUUUUAUCAAAUCAUCAUAAUAUUAUAAAUAUUAUACUUUAAAUGUUGUUGGUUUAUAUUGAUUUCCUGAAUAUUCAGGUUUUUGGAGAAGAUAGCAGUACAAGAUAGGUUGCUGUAUUAUUUGUUCGUAUCAUUAACCCGUAUACGUAAAUGUUUUAUUUGAUUUACUUUGCAAGAGAAGUGUUGAUCUUAACUGUGAUUUGUAAUAACAUCAGCUGCUCUUCUCAUGGAGAAUAAUUUUUAGUUGGUCACACAUGUGCUGUGUUUGUUAGUACAGUACUGUACUGUAUAGUGCUUAGGAGUUAUAAUUCAGUAAUCCUUAAAUUUGUUUUAGAAUAUUUUCUUAUUUCUGGGAUAAUGAAUACAGUAUUUAAUAAUUGUCUAGUACCUAACAGUUUAAUUGUGAACUUUGGGCAUGAUACACUUUGUGAUAAAAAUAUUAUAUUUCAGUAUAAUUUUAAAUUGUUCUCAUGUCUGGAGUAUAUAUUGAUUAAAAUAUAUAUUAUGUAUUUUUCAAAGAUUCACGAAAUCUUUGAGAUAUGAAAAAAAUAGGCAUUUAUAAUUUUAAUGCAAAUUCAAUACAAGAAAAGUUAUUAUGGAAGAUAUGUGCGAGAUUGAAUGAAAGGCUUUACCAGAAAGAAUUUUAAUUACAGACAAAAUUAUCACCUGUCUCAAAACUGUAGCACAUUACAGUAGUUGAGCAUUAACUUCAUGCAAACAUUUCUGAACUUGGAAUGGCAGAUAGAAGCAAUUCAGUUUUAUGUUGUUACUAAAUUUAUUUAUGGCACUUUAAAUUUACCACUUUCUUUCACACUGUAUCUGAAGAAAAAUGAAACUUUUUAGUUUUGUCAAUAAGGAAAUUAGUUAAUGCAUAUUUUCAGGUACUGUAUUUGUGUUACCAUUAUUAAUGUUUAUCUGAUACAGACGUGUUGAUAAUCAUGUUUUGCUCUACGUACUUUGUUUUGUAAUUGUAAGAAUAGUUAGGUUUAGAUUAAACUGUGUGGGCCAAUAAUGUAAACAGUAGUAGCUUAUAUCUACUGCUCUCUAUUUUGAUAACUGUAAUGAGCCAUGUGAUCUCACAUUUGAUAACGAAAGUGACUGUUUUGUAAUGCAGUGGCUGUCUCGCAACUUAAGGACAUGUGCUCCCAUUACAAAGGAUGCUUGUGGGGAGUGGGUGUGUUGGUGUCUUGCUAGGGAGUCAUGGCUUGCUUAAGUAGUCUUUUUUUACCUCAUGUUUUAAUGUCUUAUUAAGUUAUUACUGUUUUAUUUAAUAUUUAACUUUUGUACCGUUAACCUUCUGCACAUGGAAUGCGCAAUGUUAUAAUUUCAGAAAUAUUGUACAGUAUUUAGUACAUGUAAUUGGACAUGUAACAUGAACAGGACAGAUGCAGCAGGAUUUAGUAUUAAUGUGACUAAGUUUUGUAUGUUACAAAACAAGUUUUGGUACUACAGAUUAUAAAACGAGAAUAGUUCCGUCCCAUUUCCACUUUACUAGUUUUUGAUUCAUUAUUAUAUAUCUAAUACAGGCUCAUCCUUGUACUUAAAUAUUUUCAGUAAUUGCAUGAUUUUUUUUUUAUUAUAACAAAAUUUGUCAAUACAGAAUGUUAGGCUCUCAUUUUGUGCCUACAGACCAGACAUGUGAAGGGAAACCUUUCUUCUUGUUAAAAACUUUGAAUGAUAUCUAGCCAAGUGUGUAGAGUUGAAAAUAAAAUAUUUGAUUAUAUACUGUAUGAGCUCGAUUAUCAGGACUCUAUGGGAAGGAUUCUUAUCUGGAUAAGCAUUAUUCUUAUCGGGGGAAAUACAAAAAUUAACAUAUUCCAAGCAUUUUUUAUCAGUAAUGUAAUUUAAAAAACUUCAGCUUACCUUGUUGUACACACAGAAAUCACAAUUGCGUGAUGCAUCAAAUGAACAAAUCCACAAGGGCCGUGACGAGGAUUCAAACCUGCGUCCGAGAGCAUCCCAGACGCUGCCUUAAUCGACUGAGCUACGACCAUGUCGUAGCUCAGUCGAUUAAGGCAGUCUGGAUGCAAUUUUGUCUGGAUAACCCCGAUAUCCAGUUUAGUGGAAUCUGGAUAAUCUAGCUCAUACAGUAUAUUUGAUUUAACUUGUUAUGUUCAUACAAAAAUGCUAUUUAAAAGAAUACACAGUAUACAGAUUUUGUAGGUACGUUGUUGUUGCAGAUUGUGCAAUAUUUAAGAAGCAACUAAUUAAUUAGUGAAUAAUUAUAUAUAUAUAUUUAUAUACAGUAAGCCACGUGCUUUCCGAACCCCUUGGGACUGAGACUGAAUGGAUAACUGUUGUGUUUGGAUAAGUGGUUCGUCAUCCCCGAUAAGCUAGGGGAAAAAAAAUUAAAAUUUUAUUGCAGAAAUUUGAAUGUUUUGUCUGUACUCAUCAAUAUAAGAGGUUCUGAUCCGCUUGUUAACGUGAAGAUUAUAGUUGAUGGAGCAUUGUUAUUUAGAUUUAAAAUGCAGUGGUGGAUGAUGAUAGUGCUGGGUUGACUGAAAUGGUGAUUAAUGGUGACGAGGUAACCUCAGCAGACCGCCUUUCACCAUGUACUAUACUGUACCUAAUGCCAUGGCAGAUUUUAAAGCUUCUGAGCCAUUCAUUAGUAUAGGAACACUGUUCAAGUGGUGCUGUGUACAGUCACUGGGCAAACCUAAUUCCAUCUUUAUUGCACGUUUUUAUUCAGACUUUUUAUCGGAACUACUGUAACUCAAAUAAAAUAACAGGCAUUUUCGGAACAUAGGCGUUCGUAAAGCACGUGGCUGACUAUAUAUAAUAUAAUUAUGCAUGUGUACUAUACAUGUACAAUAUUAAACAUGUAUAUUAUAUAUGUAUAUUAGCACUGAAGAAGAACCACACAUAAAAGCCAACCUUUACAGUAGACAAUGUCUUAAAUUGAGACAAGUAAAAUGGUUACAGUAAAGGCUUUUUCUUAGUUUGUCAUAAUCACAUUUUUUUCAGCAGCUGUAGCCCUUUAGUAAACAAUCCAGUUAAGUUAUUUUGAGGAGAGACUAAUACAAUAUUUGAUCAUCAUCUCUGCCCGCCCCCAUUUUCAUGUUAUGGUGAAGAACUUUGCAUUAAUUGGAGGAAAGAUGGAUCUCAAUUCCAAUCUCUUUCCUCUAUCACAUGGGGUAACAAGAUGCUAGGGUUAUAUAGCACUGGGAUUAUGGGGCUGUGUGCACCACAGUGCUUGGCACCUGAUUUAUGAGGCUGUGUGCACCACUGUGCUUGUCACCAGGUUUUUAUAAGGCUGUGUGCACCACUGUGUUUGUCACCAAGUUUUUAUAAGGCUGUGUGCACCACUGUGUUUGUCACCAAGUUUUUAUAAGGCUGUGUGCACCACUGUGUUUGUCACCAAGUUUUUAUAAGGCUGUGUGUACCACUGUGUUUGACACCAGGUUUUUAUAAGGCUGUGUGCACCACUGUGCUUGUCACCAGGUUUUUAUAAGGCUGUGUGCACCACUGUGCUUGUCACCAGGUUUUUAUAAGGCUGUGUGCACCACUGUGCUUGACACCAGGUUUUUAUAAGGCUGUGUGCACCACUGUGCUUGACACCAGGUUUAUGAGGCUGUGUGUACCACUGUGCUUGUCACCAGGUUCAUGAGGCUGUGUGCACAACUGUGCUUGUCACCAGGUUCAUGAGGCUGUGUGCACCACUGUGCUUGUCACCAGGUUUAUGAGGCUGUGUGCACCACUGUGCUUGUCACCAGGUUCAUGAGGCUGUGUGCACCACUGUGCUUGUCACCAGGUUCAUGAGGCUGUGUGCACCACUGUGCUUGUCACCAGGUUCAUGAGGCUGUGUGCACCACUGUGCUUGUCACCAGGUUCAUGAGGCUGUGUGCACCACUGUGCUUGUCACCAGGUUCAUGAGGCUGUGUGCACCACUGUGCUUGUCACCAGGUUCAUGAGGCUGUGUGCACCACUGUGCUUGUCACCUGGUUUAUGAGGCUGUGUGCACCACUGUGCUUGUCACCUGGUUCAUGAGGCUGUGUGCACCACUGUGCUUGUCACCAGGUUCAUGAGGCUGUGUGCACCACUGUGCUUGUCACCUGGUUUAUGAGGCUGUGUGCACCACUGCUUGUCACCAGGUUCAUGAGGCUGUGUGCACCACUGUGCUUGGCAGUGGAGAUGCCAUAUUCCCCAUGAAAAAUGCAGUGUAUUUGAAAUAAUCACAAAUAAAAUACUUUACAUUAAUGAUCUUUCUGCACUGCAAUUGUGCAAAUAUUGGUCUUCAGAAAUUGUUUUACAAUUAUUUGUUAGCUUUUAACAUACUUGAUUUGAAAUUAUUAAUGUUUAAAGAUACACUGAUUUUUUAAGAUUAGCUAUGUAUCAUUGGAACAAAAUCUUGUGAAUCGUCUUGAAUAUAUUAUUUAUGAUUAUUCAAGUAAAUCAUUGGCUUAAUUUUUUGUUUAUUUUAGAUUGGUAUACUAAAGAAAUUACAUUAAAAAAAACUUUACUUCUGAAAACUUUCUUUAAAUGUGAUACAAGUGCUUAAAUUUUUGUUUACUUAAGUACAUUUUUACUUUAUUAUGUAAAUACUUUCCUUACAAAAUAUAUUAAACAUUUCAUUAAUUGA
This is a messenger RNA of Procambarus clarkii (red swamp crayfish), 7080 nucleotides long. NCBI's taxonomy places the organism in Eukaryota, Metazoa, Arthropoda, Malacostraca, Decapoda, Cambaridae. The record is from RefSeq and is a predicted model, not a curated record.